GUCGCAGCACGCUAUCCUGAGUAUAACGUCACGACAUUUAUGCCUUUGUGGCUUUUUACAGAUCAGUACGAUUUGGUUGUACCAAAUACGGUUCAAGAUAUUGUGAUAGCCGUAUCGUGCAUGCUGUUCAUAGCCUUUCUGCUUAUUCCGCAACCCUUUUGUGCUCUUUGGGUGGCUUUCACUAUAGGGUCAAUCGACCUUGGUGUCUUAGGAUACAUGACACUAUGGGGAGUCAACUUGGACGCCAUUUCGAUGAUCACGAUCAUCAUGUCGGUUGGAUUCUCUGUAGAUUACUCAGCUCACAUUGCUUAUGGAUAUGACGCCAUCUCGAUGAUCACGAUCAUCAUGUCGGUUGGAUUCUCCGUAGACUAUUCGGCUCACAUCGCUUAUGGAUAUGUGGUUUCAAAAGGGGCCGAUCCUCGUGAGCGGGUCCGCGAUGCGCUGGGCGACCUUGGAUGGCCUGUUGUUCAGGGUGCUGCUUCUACAAUAUUGGCUUUCUGGCUGAUGUACCUGCUUAUAUGA
Cylicostephanus goldi is the source of this 522-nucleotide messenger RNA. Lineage: Eukaryota; Metazoa; Nematoda; Chromadorea; Rhabditida; Strongylidae. The record is from the annotation of a GenBank genome assembly.